ACUACCCAAUCCUUGAAUCACACACUCUCUUUCACAAACACCAAAUCGGCGAUUUCCAUUUUUAAUCUUUAUUUGGCCAGAUGGAAACCGGAGGGAAAGUGAAAAAGGGAGCCGGAGGGAGGAAAGGUGGAGGGCCAAAGAAGAAGCCCACUUCUAGAUCGGUCAGGGCGGGUUUGCAGUUUCCCGUUGGGAGAAUCGGGCGGUAUUUGAAGAAAGGAAGAUAUUCGCAGCGGGUCGGAACUGGGGCUCCAGUUUACUUGGCCGCCGUUCUGGAGUAUCUAGCUGCUGAAGUGCUGGAAUUGGCUGGAAAUGCAGCAAGAGACAACAAGAAGAACAGAAUAAUACCAAGGCAUGUAUUGCUUGCUGUGAGAAACGAUGAAGAGCUUGGAAAGUUGCUUGCAGGUGUAACAAUUGCUCAUGGAGGUGUACUUCCCAAUAUUAAUCCUGUUCUGUUGCCCAAAAAGACUGAGAAAGCCACCAAGGAACCCAAGUCACCAUCUAAAGCCACUAAAUCUCCCAAGAAGGCUUAGGCCAAUUUCAGUUCCCUAACCAUUCUGUCUUCUGUAUGUAAUUUAGGGUUCAUUGCUGGUUUAUUUUGUAGGUAAAGUUGUUUGAAUCAAUUUGUAGUCCAUUAGAUCUUUGUAAUACCAUGUUAGGAUUUGACCUAUUAAGAUUAAUGGAUUGAAACUACUUGUUUCCUCUUCUUUAAGAAGAGUAGAGAAUAUAUUUCCUUCAAUAUAUAUUUUUUUUGCUUCCUAUUUAA
Manihot esculenta (cassava) is the source of this 763-nucleotide messenger RNA. Its product is annotated as histone H2A. Gene Ontology annotation, molecular function: structural constituent of chromatin; DNA binding; protein heterodimerization activity. The record is from RefSeq and is a predicted model, not a curated record. The transcript is spliced from 2 exons. Gene Ontology annotation, cellular component: nucleosome. Bases 81 to 530 code for a protein of 149 amino acids. Lineage: Eukaryota; Viridiplantae; Streptophyta; Magnoliopsida; Malpighiales; Euphorbiaceae.